Molecule: messenger RNA, 1711 nt
Organism: Dendronephthya gigantea
Lineage: Eukaryota; Metazoa; Cnidaria; Anthozoa; Malacalcyonacea; Nephtheidae
Product: serine palmitoyltransferase 2-like
Biological process (GO): sphingosine biosynthetic process; ceramide biosynthetic process
Cellular component (GO): serine palmitoyltransferase complex
Molecular function (GO): pyridoxal phosphate binding; serine C-palmitoyltransferase activity
Source: RefSeq, a predicted model, not a curated record
UUCCGAGCUGAAAGCGAGAUUUCUCGAGGUCGGGCAGGUAUUGUGUGUGUGAACUCAGAAUAUUUGAUAGUUGCAGCCCAUUGUUUUGAAGGCAACAAAAACGAUGAACGAAAAAAAUGAUGCUCUUGAAAACCUUUCCAAACGAAAAGGGGAUGUAAAAUUACACGGGAACGGUGAUACGUAUUAUAAAAACGGCGUAGAAAACGGGGAUAUGGGUCGCGAAAGCAGGGAGGACUUUGAACAGACACCGAUUUGGAUAGCAGUAAUGACUUACAUUGCGUACGCUAUCCUGAUUCUGUUUGGUUACCUGCGAGAUUUUAUGCGUUAUUAUGGCCUCGAAAAAUCCCGAGCGUUCAAAGAAAUCGGAAAUAAAGGGUUUGUUCCAUUAUAUGCGAGUUUCGAGAGUUUUUACACAAGGAAUCUGUAUCGAAGAAUACGAGAUUGCUGGAACAGACCAAUAUGCAGCUCCCCGGGUGCUGAGAUUGAUAUUAUGGAGCGAUCAAGUACUGACAAUAACUGGUCAUUUAGACACACAGGAAAAACAAUCAAGGCUCUAAACCUCGGAUCCUACAACUAUCUUGGUUUCGCUGAGAAUUCUGGCCCUUGCACGGAUGAUUCUGAACAAGCAAUACGUGAUUACGGACUUGCGGCUUGUAGCACAAGACAUGAGUAUGGUACGCUCAGUAUUCAUGUUGAGCUUGAGGAACUUGUGGCAAGGUUUAUAGGCAAAGAAGCAGCGAUGGUGUUCGGCAUGGGUUUUGCUACAAACUCAACCAACCUCCCAACUUUGGUGGAUAAAAAGUGUUUGAUUGUCAGCGACGAAUUGAAUCACUCCUCGCUUGUGCUAGGGGCAAGAUUGUCUGGAGCAAAGAUUGAAGUUUUCAAGCAUAAUGACAUGAACCAUCUUGAAAAGAUUUUAAGAAACGCGGUGAUUCAAGGACAGCCACGUACCCACAGACCGUGGAAGAAGAUCUUGAUUGUGGUUGAAGGAGUCUACAGCAUGGAAGGAUCAAUAGUGAAGUUACCCGAAGUGAUUGCUUUAAAAAAGAAAUACAAAGCAUACCUUUACCUUGAUGAAGCUCAUAGCAUUGGUGCCAUGGGACCCAAUGGUAGAGGUGUCUCUGACUAUUUCAAUGUCGAUCCAAAUGAUAUUGACAUCAUGAUGGGAACGUUUACGAAGAGCUUUGGAUCUGCCGGCGGUUAUAUUGCUGCUUCGAAGGAGAUCGUCCAUCAUAUUCGCUCGUCAUCUCACAGCGCCGUCUACGCAUGCUCAAUGUCUCCACCUGUUGCGCAACAGAUCAUCUCCUCUAUGAAGAUCAUCAUGGGUGAGGGUGAAGAUGGAACCGACGAAGGCCAAAGGAGACUUCGUACUUUAUCAGAGAACAGCAAAUAUUUUAGGGAGUCAUUGAAGAAAGCUGGGUUUAUUGUUUAUGGUCAUGCAGACUCCGUGAUAGUUCCCGUGCUAAUCUUCUUACCUGGAAAAAUAAGCGCUUUGAGUCGUGAAUUGUUAAAGAGGGGGAUAGCAGGGGUUGUUGUGGGAUUUCCAGCUACAAGUAUCCUAGAGUCACGCGCUCGCUUCUGUAUUUCUGCCUCCCACACGAAAGAACAACUGGAUAAGGCAAUCAAGGCGAUGAACGAAGCCGGUGAUAUACUGGGAAUGAAAUACUCGCGUCGAAGAUGACGGAGGGAAUGAGACCGAAUGUUUGAUGAG